AUGUUCUCGACUUUUACUGGCAGUUCGAGGCGUCCCCGGAAUGUCAACCUGAGCGGGCAAGCCGGUAACCCCUUUGCCAAUACAUCAUGGAGUCCGGCUGUCGUCUCCAACACAACGAAAACCGUAUCAGAUGCACAGGCCGAGCGAGAGAAGCGGCACUUGGAAAGGCAAAGAUUAAAAGCUGCUGGCAGGAUCCAACGAACAUGGCGCGGUCACCUUGCACGGCGCAAUUUGGCCGAUGAAAGACGAGUUGUCUUUGAUAACUUGUAUCGCAAUUCUUCAGGAAUUUCCGUGGCUGAACGUCUGCCUGUUGCUUUUAACCUUCUGCUCUCCUUCUUCUCCCGACGAUCCGACGUUGAUAUCCAGAGAUCUUGUUUGUUUGCACGAGACUGCGAAUCAGCACAUACCGAACAUAUUGCCCCGCGCGGUGUCCAUAGGUCACGCCUCGGGCAACUGGCUAGUAUUCUUGUUUCCACAUUGCAUUUUGUGGCUUCAGAAAAUCUCAGGGCGCUGACUUCAGACGUCUCGAUCCUCCUGAAACUCAUCACCCGACUGACAGUCUACGACUCUCAUGCGAUGAGAAACUCGCUUGACCAAUACUACACUGCCCUCGCCAGUCUAUACAGCAAACGAGAAGCUGAAAAAUGGAACGAGCUGUUGUUCGCGUCUCUGGCAACGCCUCUUCAGGCUAAGUCGGGCAGUAGGGCUGCCUAUAAAGCUCUUGCAUUCAAUUUCUUUACGAGAGGCGACUUGUAUCUUUUCGAAAACAACAACCUCCUCCUAUCCCGGGCAAUUAAUGCUGGCAAGCUCGCCGAAUCCAUCUGUUCUGUAUAUGGAUCCUCGCCUCCGACAUUGCCAUCCAGGGGCAGUCUCCUGUGGCUGUUGGCGCAUUAUAUUGGUCUUGGUCGUGCCUCGCUCGAUUCAUCCGCCAGGCUCGCCUACCUAAGAGCUCUUUUGGUGCAAUUAUCAUUUCUAUCAUCAGAGAUCAGUAUAAGAAUGAGCUUCAAACCCCAAGUCGACGAUUCGGACGACGAAAUUGAGCGCAGCUCGUUGCGGGCCCUUGCGCCAUAUAUCUCCUCCCAACUGCUAUCACUUGUAGAUCAUGAUGGAAUAUCCAAUGUUCUUUCUGACUUUUCGUCCAACUUGGCUCGUUCUGCCACAGAGGAGUCUUAUGGAACCAGCCUACUCGCGGGCUACAUAUUAACUCUUCUGCACUGCUUUCCGGCUAAAGCUGAUGAUACAAGAAUGAGAUUGUUUCUCGAGCAAAUACCGACUGUCACCGGACACGUGCCUACGGUUAAAUUCCUUUGGCAGAUUAUGCGACAGACUUCGGUAUUUACGAAAUUAAGAACAGAGUCAGAAAACCCUCUGGAAGUCAUCCGCCGGUAUUUACAAAGCUCGUCCCAGUUGUCACAGGAUAGUACCGAGGAGCAAGAGUGGCGAGUGAUUCUUCUCUUUUUGGAGCUUUAUACAUUUAUCCUGCGCCUUAGCGAUGACGAGGACUUUUUAAGUGGUAUGAAGACGCAAAUUAUUGAUAGUGGUGCUUCUGACUCUCGUCUUCGUCAAUGUAGCCUAUCACUGGUGGAUGUUGAGGCCCUGACAACCUUCUUGAAAAACGCAGCUUUCGUCCUUCUCUAUCAGGCUAGAGACCUGUCACAGUCACAGAAGACCACAGACACAGCAACAAAAUCACGACUUGACUCAUAUUUUGGAGCUGAAAAGCACAGAUCGGUAUCUGCAGAGAUAGCCACGUCACCUGCGUCCACAAAGGUUGAUCUGGAUGGCCUUCGUGCUAUCAUAACCACAGCCAUCAAAAUGCUCUAUGAAAGGGACUCGAGAAAACAUUUCCUCCCGAGAGAUCACUGGUUGAUGAAUGCCAAGCUUCAACAAGAAGACUUUAUCAAUGCCGUUAUCACUGAAGAGGAACGACAGAGUCAUGAAGAAGCAGAGACCGAAGAUAGCGACGAAGAGGAGGUCACUGUGAGUGAAGGCUUCAACCAAGAAUCUAUUCUUUAUUCAACUAUGGCGGGCCAACGGUUGUCUCGCCAUGCUCGAUUAGAGAGACUGAAGAGACAACAAAUACGCGCCCAGAGGGAGCGAAGGCUGGCCGAAAUGGGUCCAAAGUUGGAGAUACUAAAGCACAUGCCCUUCGCAGUUCCUUUUGAAACUAGAGUCAAGAUUUUCCGCCAGUUUAUUAACCUGGACAGAAUACGACAGGAUGGGAACAGCCCCUUCGGGCCUGCACACCCCUUCUCCAGACACUAUGCCAAAAUUCGACGCGGCCGGCUCUUCGAGGAUGCGUUCAACCAAUUCUACCAAAUAGGGGACGGACUCAAAGAUACCAUUCAAAUCACCUUUGUCGACCAAUUCGACACACCCGAAGCGGGUAUCGACGGUGGUGGUGUGACCAAGGAGUUUCUCAUUGGUGUAACCUCUGAGGCUUUUGGAAACACUGAAGGUGGCGCUGGGAUGUUCAGCUCCAAUGAACAAGGGCUGCUUUUCCCUAAUCCUACAGCUGUUGACACACUCCGCGAAUCCCUUUGGCGACGAGGCCUAAAACAAGACGAUGACGAGUAUAGGGACAAAGUGAAUGCUUUAUUGAGGCGAUUCGAAUUCCUCGGGCGCAUUAUCGGCAAGUGCCUAUAUGAAGGUAUUCUGGUGGACUUGGCGUUUGCUGGUUUUUUCCUCCUGAAAUGGCCAUCCGCUGGUCCCAAAGACGAAAACACAUACAAAGGGAACAUUAACGACUUACGAGACAUGGACGAAGAACUGUACAAGGGCUUGCUGCGACUGAAGAACUAUCCUGGUGAUGUAUCUGAACUAGGCUUCGACUUCACCGUCACAGACCAGGUCUCUCCACCUGGCGCUCCGGUCAAAACCAUUACUCGAAAACUGAUCCAAAACGGCGACGAAAUCCUUGUUACGAAUGAUAAUCGCCUUCUCUACAUUUCCUAUGCUGCUCGCCACCGGCUUGUCGUCCAACCAGCUCUCCAAACCACUGCUUUCCUCCGCGGUCUCCGGUCAAUCAUCCCCCCAUCAUGGCUCUCCAUGUUCAAUCAAUCUGAGCUUCAACGCCUCGUGGGUGGAGAUUCCUCCGAAAUUGACAUUGAAGACCUCCGUCGCAAUACCGUGUAUAGCGGACUCUACGAAAUUGGGGAUGACAAUGAAGAGCAUCCUACUAUCAAGUUGUUUUGGAAAGUCAUGGGGGGUUUUACAGACACCCAAAGAAGAGAUGUUCUCAAAUACGUCAGCUCGACACCUCGUGCACCAUUGCUUGGGUUCGCACAGCUCCGUCCGAAAUUCAGCAUCAGAGAUGGAGGUACUGAUGAAGAGAGACUUCCGAGUACCAGUACUUGUGUCAAUUUAUUGAAACUACCUAUAUAUACGAGCGAGGAAGCUCUACGAGAGAAAUUGUUAUAUGCGGUCACAUCAGGAGCGGGAUUUGACUUGAGCUAG
This is a messenger RNA of Metarhizium brunneum ARSEF 3297, 3456 nucleotides long. The record is from RefSeq and is a predicted model, not a curated record. NCBI's taxonomy places the organism in Eukaryota, Fungi, Ascomycota, Sordariomycetes, Hypocreales, Clavicipitaceae.